AUAUCAAAGGCGCCUUUUCCUCUGUAUGUGCUUGCCUCCAAGUUCUUGUUCAAUGUCGAUUUCGGUAUUAGACUUCUCUUCAAGUAUAUUCAUUCCUUCGGUAACACCUUCAAACUUUCCAAAUAUUUCCGGAUACUUGCUUGACACGGGUAAAUUUACUAAUAGUAACCGGAAAAACAUUGUUAAGAUCGUUACCCAAAAUGAAGCAAUAAAAUAUUCUUUGGGCCAUAAUCCUGCAAUGUCGAGGGUUGAUAAUGUGAGCUUUGAGAAGGUAAUUUGUGAGGAAAGAGAGAGCUUAGAGUGGUACGAACGCAUCGUGUGUUAUAUACCACGUUAUACAUUAUAGUGAAGUACCUAUUUAGCCGUUUACCAGAUCAUUUUUACAUGUGUUCGAUUUGACAUUUUAUUGUGUCAA
This is a messenger RNA of Rhizophagus irregularis DAOM 181602=DAOM 197198, 415 nucleotides long. NCBI's taxonomy places the organism in Eukaryota, Fungi, Glomeromycota, Glomeromycetes, Glomerales, Glomeraceae. The record is from RefSeq and is a predicted model, not a curated record.